Dama dama (fallow deer) is the source of this 5429-nucleotide messenger RNA. Its product is annotated as rap guanine nucleotide exchange factor 1. Bases 143 to 3427 code for a protein of 1094 amino acids. NCBI's taxonomy places the organism in Eukaryota, Metazoa, Chordata, Mammalia, Artiodactyla, Cervidae. The record is from RefSeq and is a predicted model, not a curated record. Gene Ontology annotation, biological process: positive regulation of GTPase activity; Ras protein signal transduction. The transcript is spliced from 24 exons. Gene Ontology annotation, molecular function: guanyl-nucleotide exchange factor activity. Gene Ontology annotation, cellular component: plasma membrane.
UUUUCUUGCACGGGCUCGCCGCUGGGUGAUGGGGAUGUCUGAGAGAUGAAUCCCCGUCCAGCUGGUGACUUGGUCCACGUUUGCUCUUCAGCAAAGACACUUGGGCUUGGGAGGGCUCUGUGAUCCUCUGGCUUUAUUUAGAAUGGGCAAUGCUAUUGAAAAACAGAAGCCCCUGAGACGAAGCCACCUGUGUCCCUGGAAGCAAGACUCUCAGCGUUCUCAUCUCUCCUCCUUCACCAUGAAGCUGAAGGACAAAUUCCACUCGCCCAAAAUCAAGAGAACGCCAUCAAAGAAGGGAAAACCAGCCGAGGUGUCUGUGAAGAUUCCAGAGAAGCCCAUGAACAAAGAGGCAACAGACAGAUUUCUACCAGAGGGCUACCCUAUCCCCUUGGAUCUGGAGCAGCAGGCAGUAGAGUUUAUGUCCACCAGUGCUGUGGCUUCCAGGUCUCAAAGGCAGAAGAACCUGAGCUGGCUGGAGGAGAAAGAGAAGGAAGUUGUCAGUGCCUUGCGCUACUUUAAGACCAUUGUGGACAAAAUGGCCAUUGAUAAGAAGGUCCUGGAGAUGCUCCCGGGGUCUGCCAGCAAGGUGCUGGAGGCCAUCUUACCCCUGGUGCAGAGUGACCCUCGGAUUCAGCACAGCUCAGCCCUCUCCUCCUGCUACAGCCGAGUGUACCAAAGUCUCGCCAACCUCAUCCGUUGGUCUGACCAAGUGAUGCUGGAAGGCGUGAACUCAGAAGAUAAAGAGAUGGUGACAACUGUGAAGGGGGUCAUCAAGGCCGUGCUGGACGGAGUAAAGGAGCUGGUCAGACUCACCAUCGAGAAGCAGGGGCAUCCGUCUCCAACAAGCCCCGUGAAACCCAGCUCCCCAGCCUGCAAACCUGACAGCCAGUCUGAGCUCCCCCUGACGGAUCGAGAGAUGGAGAUUCUAAACAAGACGACCGGCCUGUCACAGUCGACCGAGGGGCUCCCAGACUCUAUGGACGAAGAGGUUGCACCCCCCAAGCCCCCCUUACCUGGUAUUAGGGUGGUUGAUAACAGUCCUCCACCAGCACUGCCCCCAAAGAAGAGACAGUCGGCUCCAUCCCCCACCCGCGUGGCCGUUGUGGCCCCCAUGAGUCGAGCCACCAGCGGCUCCAGUUUGCCUGUUGGAAUUAAUAGGCAGGACUUUGACGUGGACUGUUACGCACAGAGACGGCUGUCGGGAGGCAGCCACUCGUACAGCGGUGAGUCUCCCCGCCUGUCGCCCUGCAGCAGCAUCGGCAAGCUCAGCAAGUCGGAUGAGCAGCUGUCCUCUCUGGACAGGGACAGCGGGCAGUGCUCCCGGAACACAAGCUGUGAAACGCUAGAUCAUUACGAUCCUGACUAUGAGUUCCUUCAGCAAGACCUCUCCAAUGCAGACCAGAUACCUCAGCAAGUGGCCUGUAACCUCAGCCCGCUGCCGGAGUCCUUGGGGGAGUCUGGGUCUCCAUUUCUUGGCCAUCCUCUCCAGCUGCCUCUGGGCAGUUGUCCCCAGCCAGAUGGGUCCUCGGCCCCCGGGCAGCAGACGGACGUGCCGCCGGCCCUGCCUGAGAAGAAGCGCAGGAGUGCGGCCUCCCAGACCUUGGACAGCUCUGGCUGCAGGGCAUCCUACGAGCGACACCCCUCGCAGUACGACAACAUCUCCGAGGACGACCUGCAGAACCCAGCCUCCGUCCAGUCCGUCCCCUUCACACCCUUUGCUGCUAUUCUUCCCUUUCAGCAAGGAGGUUCCUCAGCCUCUGUCGACUUUAUGGGUGAUUUCACUGUUUCUGAAUCAACGGGUGACCCAGAAAAACCGCCGCCUCUCCCUGAGAAGAAAAACAAACACAUGCUGGCCUACAUGCAGCUGCUUGAGGACUACUCAGAGCCACAGCCCUCCAUGUUCUACCAGACGCCACAGAAGGAGCACGUGUAUCAGCAGAAGAACAAGCUGCUCAUGGAGGUGUACGGCUUCAACGACUCCUUCAGCGCCGGCGACGCCCCGCACGAGCUCGCCCCACCCCCCGCCCUGCCCCCCAAGCAGCGGCAGCUGGAGUCACCUGCAGCGAAGGACGGACACUCCAGAGAUACCACGUCGGCCGGCUGUGUGCCCGGGAAGGAGGGCAGGGACAGCGGGGACAGGGCCCUGAAGUCGCCAGAUGCUUCAGAGGCUCAGUCCGAAGAGGAGGUGGACGAGCUGUCCCUCAUUGACCACAAUGAGAUCAUGGCGAGGCUGACCCUCAAGCAAGAGGGCGACGACGGGCCAGACGUCCGUGGAGGGUCGGGCGACAUCCUCCUCGUCCACGCCACAGAGACGGACAGGAAAGAUCUGGUGUUGUACUGCGAGGCCUUCCUGACAACCUACAGGACCUUCAUCACGCCCGAGGAGCUCAUCAAGAAGCUGCAGUACAGGUACGAGAAGUUCUCUCCUUUUGCCGACACAUUCAAGAAGCGUGUGAGCAAGAACACGUUUUUCGUGCUGGUGCGGGUGGUGGACGAGCUCUGCCUGGUGGAGCUGACAGAAGAGAUCCUGAAGCUGCUGAUGGAGCUGGUCUUCCGCCUGGUGCGCAGCGGGGAGCUCAGCCUGGCACGCGUGCUCCGCAAGAACAUUCUGGACAAGGUCGAUCAGAAGAAGCUGCUCCGGUGUGCCAACUCCGACCAGCCCCUGGCGGCCCGGGGCGUGGCAGCCAGGCCCGGGACCUUGCACGACUUCCACAGCCAUGAAAUAGCUGAGCAGCUGACUCUGCUAGAUGCCGAGCUCUUUUAUAAAAUAGAGAUUCCUGAGGUUUUGCUUUGGGCCAAAGAGCAGAACGAGGAGAAGAGCCCGAACCUGACCCAGUUCACGGAGCACUUCAACAACAUGUCCUACUGGGUCCGGUCGAUAAUCAUGUUGCAGGAAAAGGCCCAAGACAGGGAACGGCUGCUCUUGAAGUUCAUCAAGAUCAUGAAGCACUUACGGAAGCUGAACAACUUCAACUCCUACCUGGCCAUCCUCUCAGCGCUGGACUCGGCCCCCAUCCGCAGGCUGGAGUGGCAGAAGCAGACCUCAGAGGGCCUGGCCGAGUACUGCACGCUUAUCGACAGCUCGUCCUCUUUCCGUGCCUACCGGGCUGCCCUGUCGGAGGUGGAGCCACCCUGCAUCCCUUACCUGGGCCUCAUCCUGCAGGACCUCACCUUCGUCCACCUGGGGAACCCAGACCUCAUCGACGGGAAGGUGAACUUCUCCAAGCGCUGGCAGCAGUUCAACAUCCUGGACAGCAUGCGCUGCUUCCAGCAAGUGCACUACGACAUCCGGAGAAACGAUGACAUCAUUAACUUCUUCAACGACUUCAGUGACCACCUGGCCGAGGAGGCCCUAUGGGAACUCUCUCUGAAAAUCAAACCCAGGAACAUAACCAGGAGGAAGACAGACAGAGAAGAGAAGACCUAGGGGCGGCUGCUGCGGGCGAGGAGAACGCCCGAGAGAGGCGCAGGGCCGCUCCGAGGCUGAAGGGACUGUGGACCUGUGUGGUGGCAGUGGCCCGUGUCCCGGCCGAGGAGCCCCAGCCCAGGCGGGCCCCUGCGGUGCCGGGCGGGCGUCCGGAGCCCACGGCCGCGGCGGAGCCACAGGCGGCUCUCAUGGCCGAGCUGUGACCCAGCGGUCUGGGUUUGGUUGGGGUUCUGCUUCCGCGCCGUCUUCCACUCUGCCUGUGUCCCCUCCCCGAGCCCGGGAGCCGCAGAGCAUGUGGUCAGCAGACCGAGGGACGGAGGGACAGGGUGCCAUCUGAGUCUGCUGUCGUGACACGGGGCAGGGGCCCGCGGGCCGGGGCUGCCCACCCGGUGACCAUGGAUGACCGGGCCUGCAGGCAGGCGGGCGGGCAGGGAGACCGGGCAGACUCCUCUCACUUCCCAUGCGCUGCUUUUUCAACGGAGGAUGGGGGCGCUGCUCACCUGGCCCGGAAAGGUACGACAGGGGGCCCCUCAGCAGCCCGGAGCUAGGGCUCCGCUCACGGUACCGGCCCGCCCUGGCCGGGCCCAAGCAGCCACCGUGUCAGUCCUGUUUCGCCCCUUUGUCUCCCCCUGCCCUCACCCCAGGAGCUGGGCAGGCAGGCCGUGACCCCCCCCCAAGGAUGACUCCAGCUAAGCAGGGCCAUUGCUCUUGGUGAGUCCCUUCAGAGAGCGGAGGGCGGGCCAGCGGCCCCACCUCUGUCGCUUGCCGUGUGCCUUAAACUCCAGCUCCUUCGGGCUCCCCUCCCACCUUGUCCCCAGCCUGCUGGGGCCAGAUGGGCUGCUCUUCAGCCCUUUCUGCCGCGAGGCCGGCUCUACCGUGGGAGGACAGGGUCCCAGCUGUGAAGCCCCGCCCGCAAGGCCUGGCAUCUUCAGGGGAAGGUGCUUUCACCCUGUGCUUCCCCCAAGCCACUCCCGCUACUGAGGCUGACAAUCCGAGGCGAGGCCAGUGGGGGCUCACGGAGGCGCCCACCAGACUCCAUGCCAGCCAGGCCUAGGCGUGCGGGCACCGCCCCCCUUCUGGUUGGUUUCACAUCACUGAGUGCCCGCUGCUCCCGGGUUUGGGACUCAGGCCGGCAAACAGCAGGCUUGGUCCAGGCUUAGCCCAGUUUCAGCAGAACGAAAAGAGUGGAAGCAAUCUCUGUUAACUAUUUAAAGAAACAGCCCUGUCACUCCGAGUCCUUCGUGGGUUUCUGAACGGUUUUUAUCGAGCAGCCGUCUGUCCUGUAUGCAGAGGGGAGGAGUCUGAAAUGUCAGCCACGACCCCUCAGCAGCGAUCCUUGGGCGGAACGCGUCACUUUAUUAUUUAAGGAGUGUGUGUGUAGAGUCGCUGUUUAUGAACAGUACUGUGUGUGGGGUUGGGUUUUAGUUUGUUCUCGCUUUUUCGAGUCCUCUCAUUUCAGCCUUCCUCCCACCUCCCUCCUGGCCUGGCCGGCUCUGCUGACGCUACUGUGUGGGCCAGGGGCCGGCGAGGCCAGGUGACCCCCCUGUGUGAGGACAGCAGGUGCAGUGUGCGUUUUAACUUAUUGGGCUCAGGGUUCCCCACCUCCACCUCCUGGAGACCCAUCCCUGGCUCUGGGCGCUGCCAGCCUGGCUGUGUGGUUUGUCUGGCUUAGGGGCCAAGUCAGGUGUACGAGGCAGCCUGUGUGACAAAGACACGCUCGGGAGCAUUCGGUUCCCUGCGGGGCCCCUCCACACCUGUGGGUGGGUCAGGGUGAAGGCAGGCAUGUGCCAGGUCCAAAUUAGACCCCGAUUCUGAGCAGCGCCUCCCCCACCACCUCCCAGUGUUAUUACAUUGUAAUAUAUCCCCUACUAGACUAACCGGCUGAUCGUGGCAUCUUCCUGCAGACAUUUCAAACCUGUAACUUUUAUAUGAAAGGAAAUAAACACGGAUGAAAGCCGCGGCCGCCUGUGUGUGCACCGCAUGCCGCGUGUGUCAAACCGAC